This is a messenger RNA of Castor canadensis (American beaver), 2326 nucleotides long. Lineage: Eukaryota; Metazoa; Chordata; Mammalia; Rodentia; Castoridae. The record is from RefSeq and is a predicted model, not a curated record.
UCAUUCUGUUUCCUGUGUUGCAAUUCCUUAAGCUAUAAUAUCCGGUGCAGCUAUUACCUAUAGAGAAGGGAUGUCACUAUAUAAUUGUCCCUGUUGCUUGAUUGCUUCCAGAUACACAGGAUUAAAUGUGACAAGUCAACUGGCCUUAUUGAGAUGGUAAUGGAUCGGUUUACUAUUGAAAACGAAGGUACCUACACCAUGCAGAUUCAAGAUGGAAAAGCCAAAAGUCAAUCUUCCCUGGUCCUUAUCGGCGAUGCGUUCAGGGCCGUCCUCGAAGAAGCUGAGUUUCAAAGGAAAGAGUAUCUCAGGAAGCAAGGUCCUCAUUUUGCUGAGUAUUUGCACUGGGACAUUACAGAAGCCUGUGAGGUCCGGCUUGUCUGUAAGGUUGCAAAUACCAAGAAAGAAACGGUUUUCAAAUGGCUCAAGGAUGAUGUGCUGUAUGAAACUGAGACCCCACCAAACCUGGAGAAGGGGGUCUGUCAACUGCUCAUACCAAAGUUGUCCAAGAAAGACCAUGGUGAAUACAAGGCAACCUUGAAAGAUGACAGAGGUCAAGAUGUAUCUGUCCUUGAAAUAGCUGGCAAAGUGCACGAGGAUAUGGUCUUGGCAAUGAGUCGAGUCUGUGGAUUAUCUGCCUCUCCCCUGAAGAUACUCUGCACCCCAGAAGGAAUCAGACUCCAGUGUUUCAUGAAGUACUUCACAGAGGAAAUGAAAGUCAACUGGUAUCACAAAGAUGCUAAGAUUUCAUCCAGUGAGCACAUGAGGAUUGGAGGGAGCGAGGAGAUGGCAUGGCUGCAGAUCUGUGAGCCCACGGAGAAGGACAAAGGGAAAUACACUUUUGAGAUCUUUGAUGGCAAAGACAACCACCAGCGCUCCCUCGACCUGUCUGGACAAGCGUUUGACGACGCCUUUGCAGAAUUCCAGCAGCUCAAGGCAGCUGCAUUUGCAGAGAAGAAUCGUGGCAAGGUGAUUGGUGGCUUACCUGAUGUGGUGACCAUAAUGGAAGGCAAGACCUUGAACCUGACCUGCACGGUGUUUGGAAACCCUGACCCCGAAGUGGUUUGGUUCAAGAACGACAGAGACAUUGAGCUGAGCGGGCACUUCUCGGUGAAAGUGGAGCAGGCCAAGUACGUCAGCAUGACCAUCACGGGGGUGACCUCUGAGGACUCCGGCAAGUACAGCAUGAGCGUCAAGAACAAAUACGGAGGAGAGAAGAUUGAUGUCACUGUCAGUGUGUACAAGCAUGGGGAGAAGAUCCCAGAGGCCUCUCUGCCCCAGCAGGCCAAACCCAAGCUCAUCCCUGCGUCCACUUCUGCAUCUGAAUAAGGGCUGUUUUCCAGCUCCGGGAGAAAAAGCCUGGGAGUUGUAGGAAUGCUGUGUGCUGUGCUGAAUGAGUGCCAGGACCUGAGCGAUGUCAUGUGUGGGCAGAUAGCCAAUGGCACACUAGGCUUCUGAGUUUUGCAUUCGUGGUUAUUAUUUUAUGUCUAAGCGGAGAGCUAAUUUUCUGCAGGGUGAACAGUUUGCAUGGACAUGAGGUGAAUGAGCAGGUGGGGAGGGGACAGCUCACAUGGUCACAGUCACAGGCACAUGGGAGCAAUGCCAAGUGUGUCCAGCAUGUGGUAUUGUGGGGAGCUGCCACUGCCCAGUGGUGGGCGAUGCUGGUGCCUGCAGGGCCUGGCAGCUCCAGAACCCCACUGUGGAGGUCUGCUACCUGGUUAUACUGUUUUCUUUCACGAUAGGCUGAUAAUACUUUAAAAAGCAACUUGUGGUUUCUCUGUACCCAAAUCCUACCUAACCCUAUCUUCCUCUCCGGGCUUGCUUCAGUGUGGAUUUUCACGCACCUUCACAGCAUGUGGACGGUGCACUUAGAGUCCAGAGAGCCAGGCGAGGUGCAGAACCCCCUGUGGGACUGGGCACCCGGCCUACACGGACCUGCCACAUCCCAAUUCCUGAGAAGCGUGUGUCUUGUGGACGUCAGAAAUGUUACUUGGAUUUCGUACAUGGAGUAAAGAGCCUCUGCAGAGGAAAACAAACUGUGUGGCUGACUUUGUUCUUAGUGUGCUAGCUAAUUAGGGAGGAGGUCCAAAGGGAGGAAGACACUCAUCUGAAGGGACAAUUGUCACAGCCAUGGAGAGAGAACGAGGUGAACAAGUCUUUUCUUUGAACUUCGUGUUUUUUGGAAAGAGGCUGAGAUUCCUCUGGCAUGAAACUCCCGCCCAAGGAUUUCAGUGUAAUAGUUACUUUAGUGCAGAAAAGGCUUGGGUCGUUAAGAACAUUUUAUCGCUCUGGGUCAUUAGGGACAAUCCCAGUUUUAUGACAUUUUGUU